CUCUACCACCUGAUUCUUUAUUUCUUCUAGAUAGCUACUCGGAAAGCAUGUGGCUUGGCUCUGGCUAAGCUGGGCGAUGCAAACGACAGAGUCAUUGUGCUGGAUGGCGACACCAAGUACUCUACCUUUUCUGAGAUAUUCAACAAAGAGUACCCUGAGCGUUUCAUCGAGUGCUUUAUGGCUGAACAAAACAUGGUGAGUGUGGCGCUGGGCUGUGCCUCCCGUGGGUGGACCAUUGCAUUUGCUAGCACCUUUGCUGCCUUUGUGACCCGAGCAUUUGAUCAGAUCCGGAUGGGAGCCAUCUCUGAAAGCAACAUCAACAUUAUUGGCUCCCGCUGUGGGGUAUCUGUGGGUGAAGAUGGCGCUUCCCAGAUGGCCCUGGAUGAUAUAGCCAUGUUCCGAACCAUUCCCAUGUGCACCAUUUUCUAUCCAAGUGAUGCCGUCUCUACGGAGCAUGCUGUUUCUCUGGCAGCCAAUGCCAAGGGAAUGUGCUUCAUUCGGACCACCCGACCAGAAACUAUCGUUAUUUACACCCCACAGGAACACUUUGAGAUCGGACAGGCCAAGGUCCUCUGCCACUGUGUCAGUGACAAGGUCACAGUUAUUGGAGCUGGAAUUACUGUGUACGAAGCCUUAGCAGCUGCUGAUGAGCUUGCAAAACAAGAUAUUUUUAUCCGUGUCAUUGACCUGUUUACCAUUAAACCUCUGGAUGUCACUACCAUCAUCUCCAGUGCGAAAGCCACAGAGGGCCGGGUCAUUACAGUGGAGGAUCACUACCCACAAGGUGGCAUAGGGGAAGCUGUCUACGCAGCCGUCUCCAUGGAUCCUGACAUUAAAGUUCAUUCACUGGCAGUGUCGGGAGUGCCUCAGAGUGGGAAACCCAAGGAAUUGCUGGAUAUGUAUGGAAUUAGUGCCAGACACAUCGUAGUGGCUGUGAAAUGCAUGUUGCUGAACUAGAAUAGCUGUUGGCUUUAGACUUAAAAGGCCUGUUUACCCCACGUUUGUUUGUUCCAAAACCAUCAUUUACAUCUAUAUUGUAAUGCUUUGUUUCUUAAAAGCAAAGCUGGCUAACACCUUCCUUCAUCCCUAGUUUGGAAAUUCAAGCUAACUACUUAUCUUUUAAACUGUGACUGCCUAUGCAAAUACCACAAUAAUUUUUGAAUCAUUAAAGGGAGUCAUACAACGUUAAGUGAAAAAAAUAGGUAGUAAAACAACCACCUGACAGUAAGUCUUCUGAUAGCGCUAUAGAUGCAUGGUAGAGGUCAUAACCUUAAUGUACUUCCUUCAUGUGCAACUAGUAGAAGUAAUCUUUUUUUAAUGUGUAAGACUGUAGAUAAGUGGUAGAGGUAAUAAAUUCUUCAGUGUAUUUCCUUGAUGAGUAACUUACAUAUAAGACUCUAGAUAAAUGGUAGAGGUAAUUGUUUUCUCAAUGUAUUUCCUUCAUGAGUAAAGAAAAUGUGAACUGAAGUAUAGAUUGCAGUAGCCUAGGUUCCACAACACAAUAACACCAUGACACCUGCUGUUCCCACCUUGGGAUUCUGUGUGCUGCCAUCCAACCUGCAGCCUCCUGGGUAACGGUGUGACUGCAGCUGCCCUGGAAUUCACUUCACUGUUUGCCUUCAUCUCCCCUCUGCUGUUGAGAGCCUGUCAGGCAGCAGCG
Messenger RNA from Cebus imitator (Panamanian white-faced capuchin), 1660 nucleotides. Its product is annotated as transketolase-like protein 1. The record is from RefSeq and is a predicted model, not a curated record. Gene Ontology annotation, molecular function: thiamine pyrophosphate binding; transketolase activity. The coding region runs from base 178 to 957 and encodes 259 amino acids. The transcript is spliced from 7 exons. NCBI's taxonomy places the organism in Eukaryota, Metazoa, Chordata, Mammalia, Primates, Cebidae.